CAUUAUAGUAAAAUAGAAUUUGCCAAGGUGUUAGGGCUUCGACUUUCAUAUAUGUUCAUCCUUGACCUUUAAUAAACCGCGGCGCAAAAUUUUCCCUCCUUCCUCCGCGAGUACAUAUCAGUGCAGAUCUGUAUAACACUCUCUUCAAGGAAAGCGACAUCUUGCCUGACCAUCAACCAGAAAUGUCGGGAGAAGAAGGUUCUGUUGCAACUGAGACUACACCCGCACCUUUGGGUGAAACCAUGGAUAUCACGACUGCCUUGCAGCUUGUGCUGAGGAAGUCACUUGCUCAUGGAGGGCUUGCACGAGGGCUGCAUGAAGGUGCCAAGGUGAUUGAAAAGCACACUGCUCAGCUCUGUGUACUAGCUGAGGAUUGCGACCAGCCAGAUUAUGUUAAGCUGGUGAAGGCUCUUUGUGCCGAUCACAGUGUCAAAUUAAUGACAGUGCCUAGUGCUAAAACUCUUGGCGAGUGGGCUGGUUUGUGUAAAAUUGAUUCUGAAGGGAAAGCGAGAAAGGUUGUUGGUUGCUCCUGCGUUGUAGUUAAGGAUUUUGGAGAGCAGACAGAGGGUUACAAUGUUAUCCAGGAGUAUGUGAAGUCCCAUUAAGUUAAAAAUUUUAGAAAAGAGAGGCUCUGUUUUACAUUGAGAGAUUGGUCCUUAUUUAGCUCAGACAUUUUCAUUCUUCAUGGUGACAGAUGCUUGAUAUUAUGAAAGGCAAGAUAUUCAAUUUUCAGUUUUGC
Juglans microcarpa x Juglans regia is the source of this 739-nucleotide messenger RNA. RefSeq names its product 40S ribosomal protein S12-like. Gene Ontology annotation, biological process: translation. Gene Ontology annotation, cellular component: cytosolic small ribosomal subunit; ribosome. Gene Ontology annotation, molecular function: structural constituent of ribosome. The coding region runs from base 183 to 605 and encodes 140 amino acids. The transcript is spliced from 5 exons. The record is from RefSeq and is a predicted model, not a curated record. NCBI's taxonomy places the organism in Eukaryota, Viridiplantae, Streptophyta, Magnoliopsida, Fagales, Juglandaceae.